UACAUUUUGCGGCGACAAGCAGGAUAUCAAAAAUAUUUUUUUCAUAUAGCAACUGAUUGAUAGCCAUUUUGAAGAGCCUUUUGUUGGUGUUUUGUGAAUGUUUUCAAGUAAAUUUUGUAAUAAACCAUUAAUAUAAAAGUAAAUUGGCUAUUGAAAAUCAUUGCGGGCUACAAACACCAAAUCAUUACAUGUCAUCACUUUGUGUUGUUUGUUUGUGAAGUCGUAUUGUGAAAAAAAAAAGAACCGGAAAGGACUCCGUUGUAUUAGGUUUUAUUUUACUUUUAGUGAGGGGUAAAUAAGGAACUAUAAAUCAAUCAACCCUUUUGUUGUAGUUAUCUAGUGAAGUGUAACUAAACCAAAGCAUUUACGUCGCGUGUAUUCCUUCGACGUAAAUUUGGAUUGUCACAAGAUGGCCGCCAUCGGAUGCUCGUUCCGCCGAAACCCGCUUUCAAAGCGCGAUGUGUCACCCACGGGCGCCCGCUUGGCCGCCAACAUGCUCUGAGCCGGCGUCGGGCAGCGCGUUGCGCUCUCCGGCACCUUCCGGCGAGGUUCCAUUUCGUAAAAUGGAAUUUCGCUCGAGGCGCCAAAAUACGAUGGGUGUUGACAGCGCUCCAGUAUCGUACCGUUACUCCGACGGCCGAUCAAAAUAAUCGUAGACAAAGAUGAGCGAGCCGGAAGACGUCGGAAAGGAUGUGUGGAAGCGAUGGAUACUCGAGGCGAUUCGGAAAAUACGUUCACAAAAACAGCGGCCGAGCGUGGAGCGCAUCUGUCACGCGAUCAGGCAGCAUCACAACUAUCAUGAGGACGUGGUCUCCGAGCGCCUGGAGCGGGCCGUGCGUGAGGGUGCCGUGCUGAAAGUGUACAACAAGGGGCAGAGCUCGUACAAGGACCCGGGCGGGUUACAGAGCAGGACUCUUAGGAUAGCACUGGACAUCGAUGUGUCGCGAGCAGUGGCUAAAGCAGUGCGUGAGUUAGGUGAACGGGACGGUAGUGACUUAAAGACUAUAGAGAAACAUCUGCAGCAGGCAUACCAAGUGACUGUGGACCCUGAGGUUGAUGUGCGAACAGUGUUGAAGGCCGCGGCGAAGCGCGCCGUUACUAGGGGGUUGAUAACCCACCAUCAGGGAUUUUAUAAGGCUGCGGAGAGACCGAGGGCAGGGUCACAUGAACGGACUCCAAAGCAGAAAAAGAAUCAAGAAUCAGAAAAGAGCCCCGAAGGCUUGCCCAUUUGCGCCGAGUGUCUGGGCACGGAGUCUCGCAACAGUAGCGGCGACCCCGAGCCGCUCAUCAGCUGCCAGCAGUGCAAGUCGUACGCGCACCCCACGUGCCUCAACCUUCUAGACCACACCACUCAAACUACUUUAAAGGCGCUGCGCUGGUCGUGCGGCGAGUGCGCGUGGUGCUCCGUGUGCGGCAGCGCGGGCGGCUGGGCGGCGCGCUGCUCGUCGUGCUCGGGCUCCGCGCCCCGCUACGCGCACGCGCACUGCGCGCCGCCGCCGUGGCGCUGCGCCACCUGCAAGGAGAUGCCCGCUACUCCCAAGCGGUCGGGCGCUGCGGGCACGGGGACGCCGCGGGGCAAGAAGGCGCGCACGCCGCGCCGCCCCGCCUCGGACUCCGAGCCCUCCGACGGUAAUGACCCCCCCGCGCCGCUCGACCAGAGAAUGUCCAAGGAGAAACAAAAGUUUUUCAGAUUCAGCGCCUUCAACCUGCUCAAGCGGCGCCGGGACUCCUCCAGCGACUGGGAGGGCUGGGACCGCGCGCGGUUCAACGGCGUCCGCGUCACCCGCGUGCAGCGCCUCGAGUUGCGCCUGGAGCGGCGGCGGCGACGUCGAGCCUCGCCUUCAUCCGGCUCGUCGUCGCCGGAGCCGGAGCCGGGCUCCCCGGCGCACACGCCGACCAUCUUCGAGCGGCUCGCCGGCGACUGUUGCGGGGCCGCCUGGGGCUUCGCCGCCGAGGCGCAGAAGCAGCGCCAGAUCGAACAGAAACCUGUCGAGUCGAAGCGACGCUCGGAAUCACCUAGAAAACAAAAACUAGAGCCGAGGAGGAUCGCUCGACGGCGCAGCAGAUGCGGCGAGCGGUUGCUGACCACCUUAUUCGACGGCUUAUCGGAGUUUUACUCGGUGCGAUCGGAAUCUAGAUCCCAGUCGAGGCAUCGCGGGCGACCUCGAAGAGAAAAAUCCGUCCGACGCGAAUCCCUAACGGAAACCCGAGAGACCGAGCGACAGGUUUUAAAAGAGACCCGCAGUACUUUCAGAAAGCACUUAGAGACGCUCAAACGCGAGCGCAGCCCGAGCCCGUCCCCGUCCCCAGAGUGCAUAAUCCCGAAAGAGGAGUGCAACAGUAGUCUGUCGGCGUCCACGCUCGUGCGCCUGGCGGCGUCGAAGCGGGACUCCCCGGACGACAGCGAGAAGUUGUUCCGCGCGCUCGCGCAGGACCGAGCCCCGGCCAGCAAUCAGACGGAAACCAAGAAGCUCCCUCCCGGGGUGACCGCAGGCGACGCGUCGUUGUUCAGUGCAGCGCUCGCGGCCGUAGGGGCGUCAGAACCCGAGCCGGUGUUGUCGGCCGCCGCGCCGCCGCCGCGGUGCCCGUCCGCCAUCGAGUUCGGCCAGUGGGAGAUCGACACGUGGUACUCCAGCCCCUUCCCGCAGGAAUACGCCAGGCUACCAAAGCUAUUCCUAUGCGAGUUCUGUCUCAAAUACGCCAAAAGUCGGGCCGUCCUCAUGCGCCACCUCGACAAGUGCCUCUGGCGGCACCCGCCCGCCACCGAGAUCUACCGCUGCGGAGACAUCUCCGUCUUCGAGGUCGACGGCAACGCCAACAAGAUCUACUGCCAGAACCUCUGCCUACUCGCCAAACUCUUCCUAGACCACAAAACUCUCUACUACGACGUCGAACCAUUCCUCUUCUACGUAUUAACGAAAAAUGAUAACAAGGGAUGCCACCUCGUCGGGUACUUUUCGAAGGAGAAGCAUUGUCAGCAGAAGUACAAUGUGUCGUGUAUCAUGACUAUGCCGCAGUACCAGAGGCAGGGCUACGGGCGGUUUCUCAUCCAUUUUAGUUAUUUAUUAUCAAAAGAGGAAGGUCAACCUGGCACGCCAGAAAAGCCUCUAUCAGACCUCGGGCGAGUGUCGUAUCACGCUUACUGGAAGUCGGUCAUACUCGAAUUCCUACACGACCACAAAGACAAGCCGUUCACGCUCGAGGAUAUCGCCCACACGACUGGCAUGCACAUGAACGACAUAGCAGCCACUUUCCAACUUCUAGGCUUCGUCAGAUACCUACCUAACAAUGACUCCAUGAAACUAGGACUCUGCAUAGACUGGAAUAAGGUUGACAGCCACGUGAAAAAGUUAAGAAGUAGACCGCGGCUAGAAAUCGACCCGGAGUGCCUAAGGUGGACACCACUUUUAGCCCCCACUGUCAACCCCUUCAGGUCGCCCGAUGAAGGUUCCGUGGACCAAGACACUGAAAAUGAAGAAGAAAUGAAAACUGAGAGUGAAGACACUGCGACAGAGCCGGAAACACCAGUGGCUAAAGCUGAGACCAAGUCGAAAACUAAAGUUGAAAAGGAGAGGACUCCUGAGCCGGUCGAGGUCACGUCGUCCGGGCGACGGCGGACGAGACCACUCAAGUACAGCGAAACUACUUACCAGACUACUCCUACUCUCGUUCAAGAGGGCGGCAGAAAGCGGAAACGGGAUGUAAACAGAAAGUUAUCUGAGUCUAAUUUAACUGAGGACGAUAGAAAACCAGAGGAGACGACUCCGAGACAACAGAGAAGUAAAAGUGUUGCGAGGCGCUCCUCCAGAGUCGCUCAGAACGAGCUCAAUGAAGAUUCCAACCCUGCCCCAACACCUAGAAGCAGACGACAAAGCGUUAAAGAAAAAGAGACAUACGUCUCAGAAGACAGCCAGGAUAGUCAAGAAGAUACUCUGGACAGUUCAAUCACCGCAACAGCCAGUGUUAAAGCGAAAGCGAAGCGAAAACAUCCCUGGCGGGGGCGCCCUAAGAAGAGACAAAAGGUCACCAAAGCUAAUAAAGUCAGAACUGACUCCCCUGACGCUAAGAAAGCCAAAAUGGACGAGGAAACCAACUGCAAAACUGACGACGAUUCCAUGGAAGAAGAAAAACCUAAAUCGCCUGUCCAAAACCAUAAUUCUCCUAAAAGUCAAGAUAACGACAAACCCAAGGAGAAAAGCAAGAAUUCAGACAGCUCUGAGGACUCUUCUGGGGAAGCUGAUGAUGAAAUGGACGUGGAAGAGGUAGAAGACAGAAGAAGCGUGUCCAGCAAACCCGCCAGUCCUCGGCAAGUGGAAGAGAACAGCACAGAUCAUCACACCAGCGACAUGGAACUUGACAGCAUACACAUGGAUUCACCGAAAUCUAUAGCUGAGAAAGAACAAGUCAUCAAAGAAACUUCCACUGAAGACAGUGAGGAAAAUGUCAAACCCAGCGAAAAUAACGUAGAAUCGCCCGCUGUUAACACCACGGAAUCAAAACCUGAGUCACAGCAGAAAAAAUCAGAUGAACAGGCAGAAGUGAAAAAUGGUGAAAUUAAAUCGCCAAAUAAACCAUCUAUAGAAGACAAAGAUACUAUAAUCAUAUCAGAAUCGGACGAUAAUAACAGCCAAAGUUGUCCACUACCUUCGCCUAAACCCAACAACACGGUGCCGGCGCAAACUAACAAUGAAAACAAACCUAAAGAGGUUGAAGAAAACGAAAGCCCUUCCAAGGUUAUACCAGUUGUGUCUACUGAGAACGCUCACAUAGUGCUGGACCACAAGAUUCAGGAGGAAGUUAACCCAAGUAGACCACCAGUAGAUCUUAUUGUCCCUAAAAUUCAUCAAAUAGAAACUAUAGUAGUUGAAGGAGAGUCUGAUAAUGGCCCUUCACCCCAUGUCACUACGCCACCAAAACUAAAUGACAAAUCUGUUAUCAACGAGUCACCGAAACCAAAAAGAACUCCAGAAAAAGUAAACUCUGAAUGUGAACAGAGAAAGUGUGAAAUAAGAAAGGAGACAGUAAUACAACACCAGGCUAUGGACGAACUUAAAAGUCCAGAAAAAAAGUCUCCAACCAAACCAGACUCCAUCAUUCAAAAUGUGGACCUUCAAAGAGACAUUAGCAACAUGAAAUUACCUGAGAUGCCCAAACUCGAUUCAUACACAGAUCUACAAGAUAGGAAUAAAUCUCAAAACUGUGUUAGCAAAGAAAGCGAAAUCCCUUUUAGAAAUGACAUGGUCAAUCCAAGAAAAGACGAGAUGGUCAUCACGAGAAAUGUCAUAGAACCAAAUAUGAUUAACUAUCAGAAUACCGUGAGCAACUCCAUGACGAUACAGCAAAUUAAUACGGCGCAGCAUUCCUACCUCAAUCAUAGAGCCAGUGUCAGCAAGGAGUCUCAAGCUGUCCAAACUGACAAAGUCAUGAAGACCAGUGAAGCCAACAGGGUUAACAGCCUGGCGGACUCGCCUGUGAUAAGCAAACCGACCAAACUAGAAGUGCCUCAUCCCAUUACGUCCCCCGUCAUCAACCCAGUGAUACCCAAAGUUCCCAAUGUUACAGAUAUCAAUUUUUUACCUAGAUGCCAAAGUGCCAAUGCUGCUGUAAACUUGGGUUCCGAAAUGGACCCUAGUUUUGCGAACAGCAACGCUAUUCAGAAUUCCCUUGGAGGCUCUAUGAAUAUUGUCCAAUGUAGCUCACAAGAGAAAGAUUUGAAACCGAGGGAGAAAAGCAAGCUUCGAGAUGUAAGGGUUAAUUCAGCUCACAGUAAAUUGGAGAAACCGGAAAAGAAAAGCAAAAACGACACUCCAAGAAGCACGCCAGAGCCAAAAGUCGUGUUUUUUCCAGAGCAAAACGCUAACGCUCGAAAACCGGAGACGUCGGUCCCAAUAAACGUCAUCAACACCAACGCCGGCCCCGUCACGAGCAAACCAGAAACUAAGCCGGCCAACGAAGCGCCGAAGAAGCAAGAUUUUUUUAAGAAAGAGAAAACUAACACAGCCAAAUGUGACUCAAAAAACAACACGGUCAAACACGACAAGACUUGUACGCCGCAAAUUGCCUUAAAACCGGACCAAAAUGAUCUAAACAAAAUGCUUCCUAAGCUGCGGUAUGACAACGAUCUUGUUCCUAAAGACUACCCCAUGAACCAAAUCCCAAACUAUCACACAUCUCAUGCGCAAUAUCAGUGGCCGCCAUGGGACCCAGCGCGCCUGGCACAAGGCACAUGGGACCAUAACAGAUUUCUCGACAUGAAAAACAGUGACAAAAACUACUUAGACAAAUUCCAGGGAUUCAACUUGCCUCAUCUUGAGCAGAUGCAGAAAUCGCCUCAGAAGCUACACCCAAAAUAUGAUCAGAAAGAUUUCCAUAACAUCGCUUACGGUGCGAUUUCUUCUGGCAUCUACGCCACAACAGGCCUUCCGCAUUUUAAAGAAACUAAAGCACCAACUUCUAAAGCGUCCGAAUGCUCGCAGAAGAACGAUUGCAAACCUUCCAAGCAGUCAAAAACGACAACCGCCUGUCAAACACAGUGCGAACCUAAAAAAUCUCAAGCUCAAAACGAGGCGCAAAUGAAACAGAUGAUGCAGCGCCAAGUCAAACAACAAGAAGCUGUCACCAGCUGCGCUGAAUACCGACAGCAAAGUCCUCAAGUGCUAACCUCCCCUGGAUGUAAAACACCCUUUAAUAAUGGUCCUUGUAGCCAAGAGAAAGAGAUAGAAAAGAAAAGUAGACAAAAGAAGGAGGAAUCUCCUAAAGAGAGUAAAGAAGAAAUGUGCGAAGCGGUCAGUCCAGCUUUGCAAUCCAUGGGAGUGUACACACCAGAUUCAACCAGCAAUUCCGUACACUCAGUGCAGUACCCUUCUUGUGAGCUGGACGUGUCGCAACUAGGGUUAGAGUCCCCGUCGAGUAUCGGGUCGGACCUGGCGUCUCCGUGCUACAUGCACGCGACGCCGAGCCCUCAGUACCCGCACUCGGCGAUACAUAUACCCUCGAUCAUGACGCAGCCCAAUCAGCCGCCGAAACAGCAGAAGAUCAAUAACAGGAAUAGAAACACCGGUGCCAGCAGCGGAGCGGGCGCGGGCGCGACAGCUGGCGCGGGCGCGGGCGCCGCGAGCGCCAAGGCCGAGCCCAUGCGCGGCGCCGCCACGCCGCCCGCGCGCCACCGCACCACGCCGCCCCACCAGCCGCACGCCGGCGGCGGAGCUGCGGCCGGCGGUGCCGGCUACCAGGGCGGCUACCUGUCCUUCCAGCAGCAGCAGCAGUACCACGGCGGCGGCUGGGCGCCCUCCUGCUCGCUCGCCAAGCUGCAGCAGAUGGCCGAGGCGCCGCAGCACCACCACCAGCAGGUACGGGACAUACCAGUGUACGCACAGCAGGCGGGCGGCACGCAGCACUACCACAAGUACUACCCGGCGCCCAACCAGCUUGAUGCGGCAAGAACGAGGACCCAUUCUGCGCCAGCGCCUAUUCCAGGCAACCUGUCGCCGAUGCAACACAUGCAGAUGGCGCCGACGUCGCGCAUGUCGCCCAACCUGAACUCGCACAUCAUCUCGCAGUACGGCGUGGGCGUGGGGCUCGCCAACUCGUACCGCAUGCCGCCGCAGCAGCAGUUCAACAACCUGCAGAUGAUGAACGUGAACACGCCGGUGCAGUACUCGGCGCAGGACCCGCGCGCGCAGCAGCCCAACGUGUACGCGUACGGCUACAUCAACGCGCCGCCCGCGCUCGGGCUGCAGAGCCUCAACUCCACCAUGCGCCGGUAGCCCCGCCGCAAGCCCGAGCCGGAGCCCUCCUCGGUGCGCCAUUCCAGUGUUUGUGACGGACGUCUGUGACGCGACACCACCAAACCCUUAUCCUAAGUACAAAUAAGUUAGUGUAUAUAGCGUAGAUCCGCUUCGGUCGCCCGAUCCGGCUUUAGCGUGGCGAUCUCGCGCGGUAUCGUCGAAGCUGAACAGAGUACAAAAUUGCGGAUAAUUUGUAAUUUAAAUACCCUCAUUUGACCGGCGGAGAUGUAGCAUAAUUAUAUAGUGCAAUAAAACGUAUUCGCUGUUGUAUGUACCGGUUUGUGUCGACCCCGUAUUGUGAUCGUCCGAUGCGUAAUGAAUCAUAAUAAAUUAAUAUAUUCUCGAUUCCCAAAGAAAUUAGUUAAGUCUUUGGUUUUGUUGAAAAGUGCAAUUGUUUUGCGGAUCGCAUUAUCGUAUGUCUAACGGAGUAUGUAUAUUUUGUAUACAGUGUAUGUAAUGUACGCGAACACCGACCGAGCGUUCGGUCUACGACUUAAUUUAUAAUUUAAAUUUAAUCUGUUCUUCGAAGUGCCUCUUUCUCGUCCUCUGCUUAAUUUCCGUGUAAGAUAUUGUACAUGUAUUACGUUUAGUUAACACAAGGCUGUAUAUAGAUCGCGUAAGUAGUAUCACUAAGAUAGAUUAUGAUUUUCAUUUGUAAUUGUGAUACCGGUAGCAGAAUGGAUUCGUUCCGCUGGAUAGAUUGUUUGAAGCUAAUUUCACACACAGAUAGUUUCCCGAUCAUAUUAAACUGUCAUUUUGUGUAAAAUUUAAUGAAUUACGUAAUAAUUGAAUUAUUUUUUUAUGAAUUAUCUGUGCGAAUGACGAAAGUCCAAAUAUUUUUGAGAUUUUUGUUCCUAUAUUUGUAUGGUUGGAAACUAAAUUUGUAUGAAAUUACCGACACCAGUGACGAACAGGCCUAAAUGACGGUUAUCGUUUUUUUUUAUAUUUUGUAUUCUUUUACACUCGUAGGUUUUAAACGUUUUAAUUAAGAUAGUUAUGUUUCGCUUAAGGAUUAUUUCGUGUUAUCCCAGUAAUUUAUUGCCAAAUGUUAUUAACACUUAAUUUUGCGUAUCGUUUUAAGUUUUUUAGGUUAGUUGCGUUUAGUUUCUGCACGUACAUUAAAUUGUGUUAAGAGGCGCACCGCCGACCGUCAGUUGAAUUUUGCUAAAGAUCUGCCGGCUCUCGGUGCCAUCGGGACUGAUGUGAAAAUUAUCAAUAACUAACAUUUGAACGUGAAAAAUUAUCAGAAAGGAGAGCAAUCCCGAGCGUGGUUUUUCCAAAAUUUUAACCUACAGGAGUCUAAAAGGUAUUAAAACAUAAGUUAUUCCCCAACCUUAAUUAUUGUUUGCAUUUAAGCAAUUAAUAUAGAUUUAUAUACAGUUUAUUAAAGUAACUAACCACGCUGUGCUGAUGUAAAAUUUUGAAUUUUUUAAAUUGCUAAUAAUUAUAUAAUGAUGCCGAUGUGCUUGUUACUGAAUGGAAAUUAUUCGAAAAAUUGUAAUAGUUCCGAUGCUACCGAGCGGCCGUUGCUCGUUUCAGGGACAUUGUAAAACUGCGUACUGGUGAUCAACGCACACCACAGCUUUUGAAGGCACCAUGAAAGUAGCAACUAACUUAUGGAACAGCAAUGGCUUGACAAGCUAUAUCGCAUAUUCGGGCGAUAAUUAUUCCAUGCUGGGCCCUUAGGCAAGUGGUCAAUCGCUAUAGCUCCGUGGCAAAGGGUACGCAACUGUCUGUCAGUAUCAUUCGCUACGGAGUAUGAGUUAUUGACCACUUGUCAUGGGCUUUAGUUACUCAGUGAUUUGAUUAGUUUUGGCGACGAGUAUAACAAGAGAUUUGCGUUGUACCAGAAAGCAGUUUUUAGUAACAGGUAGUUUUCUCUAUGUGGACUACUUGUUACUGCGCCCCAAGGUUAUGAAUGUUAUUGUUACUAAUGUGUAGUAUUAUUGUAAAUACAAUAACAGUAAGACAUGUAGCAGGUGUUAUCACACAAAAUAUAAUUUUGUGAAAA
This is a messenger RNA of Leguminivora glycinivorella, 9798 nucleotides long. RefSeq names its product histone acetyltransferase KAT6B (gene enok). Lineage: Eukaryota; Metazoa; Arthropoda; Insecta; Lepidoptera; Tortricidae. Gene Ontology annotation, biological process: regulation of DNA-templated transcription; nucleosome assembly. Gene Ontology annotation, molecular function: DNA binding; histone acetyltransferase activity. The record is from RefSeq and is a predicted model, not a curated record. Gene Ontology annotation, cellular component: MOZ/MORF histone acetyltransferase complex; nucleosome. The coding region runs from base 663 to 7766 and encodes 2367 amino acids. The transcript is spliced from 11 exons.